CUGUGGUCAGCUGAGCGGCGCCCGGCGGGUCUCGAGGCCGCGCGUCACCGUCCAGCUGCCCGUCGCCGCCCCCUGGCCGGUCCCUGGCGGGCGUCGGCAUUCAGAGCUCUGGUACUGGGACAAGAUGCCAACGAAGCAGUGACCCGAGAGGAGCGGAUGUAAGCGGACGGACCUGUUAUCAUGUCCCAUCAACCUCUGAGCUGCCUGACUGAGAAGGGUGACAGCCCCUGUGAGAACCCAGGAAAUGGAACCCCUAGUAGGGUUCACCCCAGCCUGGACACAUCCACUCCUGAGGAGCUGUUGCAGCAAAUGAAGGAACUCCUGGUUGAGAACCACCAGCUGAAAGAAGCCAUGAAGCUAAACAAUCAAGCCAUGAAGGGGCGCUAUGAGGAGCUUGCGGCCUGGGCCGAGAAGCAGAAGGAAGAACGCCAGUUGUUUGAGACACAGAGCAAAGAAGCUAAGAAGCUCAUGAUGACCUUGAGUUAUGAAAAUGAGAGACUGAAGGUAGAACUUGGAAAACUAAGAGAGAAGCCAGAAAGGCCAUUUGAAGGCUCCAUAUGUGGCCCCAGGCUUCCCAGGGCUGACUUGGAGCAGGAGGUGGAGCAGCUGAAGAUCCAGGUGACUCGUCUUCAGGCUGAAAAGACUGACCUGCUGGGCAUCGUCUCAGAACUGCAGCUCAAGCUCAACUCCAGUGGCUCCUCAGAGGACUCCUUUGUUGAGAUCAGGAUGGCUGAAGGAGACGCUGAAGGGGCAAUGAAGGAAAUGAAGAGCAGUUCUAUACCUGUGAGGACAGACGCCAUCAACAUGACGAAAUCUACAGAAGAUACCAGGACUUGUGUGGAGUCUGAGGAAUUAGCUGUGAGCCAACUCCUGCCUUGCCUAAGGGAAGGAAACCAAAAGAUGGAGAGACUCGAAGUGGCACUCAAAGAAGCCAAAGAAAGAAUUGCAGAGUUCGAAAAGAAAGCAAAUGACCAUUCCGAGAUUGAGACCCAGACAGAGGAGAUCACAGAAAAGGAUGAAGAUGACAAAGACACAGAAAGUGUUGGAAGUGAAGUGGAAGCAUUGAACAUUCGAGUGACAUCUCUGUUUAAGGAGCUGCAAGAGGCACACACAAAACUCAGUGAGGCUGAGCUAAUGAAAAAGAGACUUCAAGAAAAGUGCCAGGCUCUGGAAAGGAAGAACUCUGCCACCCCAUCAGAGCUGAGUGAGAAGCAAGAACUUGUUUACACCAACAAGAAGUUAGAGCUGCAGGUGGAGAGCAUGCGUGCUGAAAUCAAGAUGGAGCAAGCUAAGACAGAGGAUGAAAAAUCCAGGUUAGCCACUCUGCAGUCAACACACAACAAGCUUCUUCAAGAACAUAAUAAUGCACUGAAAACAAUUGAGGAACUAACCAAAAAACAGGCAGAAAAGGUGGACAAGAUGAUGCUGCAAGAUCUCCAAGAAAAGCUGGAGCUGGCAGAGCGGGCUCUGGCAUCCAAACAGCUUCAGAUGGACGAGAUGAAGCAGAUCAUUGCUAAGCAAGAGGAGGACCUGGAAACCAUGACUGUCCUCAGGGCUCAGAUGGAGCUGUACUGUUCAGAUUUCCACGCUGAAAGAGCAGCAAGAGAGAAGAUUCAUGAAGAAAAGGAGCAGCUGGCCUUGCAGCUGGCAAUUUUGCUGAGGGAGAACAAUGACUUUGAGGAUGACGGAGGCAGUAGGCAAUCCUUGAUGGAAAUGCAGAGCCGGCACGGGGCAAGAACCAGUGACUCUGACCAACAGGCUUACCUGCUUCAAAGAGGGGCCGAGGACAUGAGCUGGAGACAGCAGCAGCCUCAGAGUAUUCCAAUUCACUCUUGCCCCAAAUGUGGAGAAGUUCUGCCGGACAUCGACACACUGCAGAUCCAUGUCAUGGAUUGCAUCAUUUGAGUGUUGUUCAUUUGAGUUCAGCUCCCAAAAACUGUUGGUAAAUGCCAGAUUUUCUCCUCCAAGACUUGUACUUCUGUCUUAUUUGGUGUCACACAAAUAUUUUUGCCACAUUAUCCUUAUUCCAGGAGAAAGAAAAUGUACCCUUCCUAAGGAGAGCAUCUUCUGGACUGACCAGAACUCACAAAUCUAGUUACAGCCCUUCCAGUAAGAGAUCCAGUGUUUUUAUGUUCGCUCCUAAGAGUCACUGAGAGCAGUCAGCCAAAAUGGGACAGCAUGUGACCAAGCUCAUGAAAUUACAUGGGAGAAACUCACUGACAUCUGUUACGAACCUUUACAAGGCAGGAAAAUGAAAUGGUCAGGAAACAUGUCUGGCAUGUUUUCCUAGGCAAGUCUCCACCCUGCAGGCGUUUUAUGUAUAAUUAUUUGGAAGUUACCAUAUGGCACUCUGACUGAGCACUGUGAACUUUCUGUUGUUAUCAGGUCAGGUGAGCGCUGGGAAUGUCGCUCAGGCGUGGAGUGCUUUCCCACAGCUGUAGUGUGUCGAUGCCUUCAGCCUGUUUUGUGCUGGAGGUGUAUGGGCUAGUACAGCACACAGUUUAAUUUUAAAUAGAACAGCUAUUUCCCAGAUGAAGUAGAAGCUUACACACAUGAGUUAUUACAAAAUAAAAUUUUGCUGCAAGUCUGCCCCAUGGCUCAUAUAUUACCAGUAACAUUGUAGUAUGUAUAUUCUGUAUUAAGCUCAUUUAGCUUAAUAUAAACUUAAUACUGAGAUGUUUUAUUCAUGAUAAAUGGGAGCAAAUCCUUUUCAUAGAGGGCCAGUACAUGCUCACAUGAGAUCCCUGUUGAAAUAGUGAAUACAGGCAUGGCGGUGCAUAGCACACCUGCAACUCUAGCACGUGGGAGACUGGAGUAGGAGAUCAGCAACUCAUGGCCAGCUAGGGCUACCUAGAGUAAAUAGGGAUUUGCCAAUUUUCUAUUUUUAAAAAAAAGGCAAGCAAGAAUUAAACAAGUCACAAAAGUAAACAGUAUCAAGUCCAGAAACAUUUAAGAGAAAAUGAGGUUUGCUUUGUUUCCGUUUACAAUAAGAUCUCUGGUUAAACAUACACGUGUGUAUUUAAAUAGAAUCAAAACAGUUGAUUUGUCCCAAGGGAACAGACUGUCCAAGUUACAGUUCUCUCCAUGCCUGAACUGUUUACCUUCACUCAAGACAGUAGAGCACUGUAUAGGGUCAGCAGUGGUUAGGUUUCAUUUCCACAAGACAGUAGAGCACUGUAUAGGGUCAGCAGUGGUUAGGUUUCAUUUCCACUUGCACCCUUGGGCAGUGUUUGUUAAUGACAUUUCUAAAAUGACAAUGAAAUCUUUUCUUUUCUUAUGGUUUCUAGUAUAAAUUUCUUUACUAUUUUAUACUGGAAAAAGUAGAUUUCUAUAGAAUCCCAGAUGGAGGAGGAAACCAAAUGGUUCCACAAUGAAGUUAGUGGGAAAAUCCUUUUUCAGGUAGUAACUGUCUGAUAAAUCCAAACUGUGAAGUGAGAACUCAAAUGGCCUUAAUAAGACUGUGGCCAGCCGGGCGUUGGUGGCGCACGCCUUUAAUCCCAGCACUCGGGAGGCAGAGGCAGACGGAUCUCUGUGAGUUCGAGACCAGCCUGGACUACCAAGCAAGUUCCAGGACAGCCUCCAAAGCCACAGAGAAACCCUGUCUCGAAAAACAAAAAACAAAACAAAACAAAACAAAAAAAGACUGUGGCCAACACACUUGUUUGACCAGUGAGUGGAGAGGAUUGCAAAUGAAGACAAGUUCAAAUUAAGAAAAUUGGAGAGAUAUCUGUAGACCAUCUUCAUAGCAGCAUUUUCUGCAGUAGCUAGGAUACAGUGCAACCUAGGUGUCCAUUUACCUAGAUAAGAAAAAUGCAAUAUAUACAUAUAAUGAAGUAGUAUUCAGAUAAACCUGGAGGAUGCUAUGUCUAUUCAUAAAUACCACGUGAUCUCACUUAUAUGUGGACUCUGAAAAAAUUGAAUUCAUAGAUUUGAGAGCUGAGUGGGGUUAGCUGCACAUAAAGGAAGGUGUGGAGAGGGUGAGAAGAUGUUGAUUAAAGGCACGCCGUCUCAGGGGGGAUGACCUGUAGUGAUCUACUGUACAGAAUAGUAACUUCAAUAAUUUGUAUAUUCAGGCUGUGUGGUUUAAGGAAAUCACAAGUUCAGUAAACAAUUUGUAAAUGC
This is a messenger RNA of Mesocricetus auratus (golden hamster), 4122 nucleotides long. It is a transcript of the gene Optn, whose product is annotated as optineurin. Gene Ontology annotation, molecular function: K63-linked polyubiquitin modification-dependent protein binding. Gene Ontology annotation, cellular component: Golgi apparatus; cytoplasm; nucleus. The transcript has 14 exons. Gene Ontology annotation, biological process: regulation of canonical NF-kappaB signal transduction; protein localization to Golgi apparatus; Golgi ribbon formation. The record is from RefSeq and is a predicted model, not a curated record. Lineage: Eukaryota; Metazoa; Chordata; Mammalia; Rodentia; Cricetidae. The coding region runs from base 181 to 1905 and encodes 574 amino acids.